Messenger RNA from Amoebophrya sp. A25, 1829 nucleotides. Lineage: Eukaryota; Dinophyceae; Syndiniales; Amoebophryaceae. The record is from the annotation of a GenBank genome assembly.
GGAAAGACAAUGCACGACAUUUCGCCGCGCAACUUCUGCAUCAAGCAGAGGCGAGAUCAAACUUCCAAAAUGGAAGAGAGAUAACAAAAAGUGGGGCAUAGAUUUGACAGGUGAUGAUGACCUUAACCAAAGAUGAAGAUGUAGGACCCCCGACACGAGUUCCAGUUUUUUUAACGCAACGUACAGAAUCGAUUAUGGCCUAUGUCACAACUAGUACUACAUGAAGUCCAUAUCGAUGUCGUAGCUUUUGUCGAUCCCAGCAGUCGCCCAGUGGCGACUCUUUUUAUCAAGACUAAUAUGUCCUCUCCCUUUCGCGGGUGGCGCCUUUGCAGCAUCGCGACUGCCCUUCUAUCACUGGCGCAUGCUGUGAAAGGCACUACACCUCCUCAGGAUCAUGCCAUCGUAGACGAAAACUUGACGGCAGACAACGCUCUAGUAAAAGAGAUCGCUACUGCCGACAAGGAGGCUGCUGCGAAGCGGAAAGAGGCUUUCUUGAAUGAGAUUGGAGUCCAAGAAUCGGCUAUCAACACGUUCGAAACGACAUUGAAAGCUUACGGGGGCUUACGUAUAUUCAUCUUCCUUGGCAUCUUUGACCUCCACGUGUUUUCGUCGAGGGGAAAUCGUUAUAAAGAUACGCUUCAAGAACAAGAUGAAAGAAUCUUGGUUGUGAAUAUAUUUAUAGAUCUAAAAGUCGGACAAUGCAGCCUUGAAAGGAAUCCUAGCACGUGCAGAGGCGAAAGCAGCGGAGAGCAAAGCAGUUGCGAAAACGUUAGCAGAUGGGUUGGAGGCGUUGAAGAAACAAAAGGGGGCGAUGGUUAUGACAUGGAUUACCAUCAGGAUCAGAAAGAACUCCUAGAACUCCUUUUUAACACCACCUUCAGGUGGCAAGAACUGUAGAUGAGAAUUUUCUCUUUCUCUUAAGCCCUAGCCCGAGCCCCACAGCACUAGCCCUACGGCACUAGCCCUACAGCACUAGUCCUACAGCACUAGCCCUACGGCCGCCCUAGCCCUACGGCCCUAGCCCUACGGCCCUAGCCCUAAGCCCUAUCCUCCUGCUCAUCCUUGUUCUUCUAACUCCUUCGCCGAAGGGAAAGCAGCAGCCAGAAAAGCAGUAAUCCAGAAAUUUCGAAGUUUGAAUUUCGAACUCAAGGAAUGGGAAAAGGUAACCUUUGGCACCGAAAAUACUGGCAGAAACACGGCAGAUAGGAAAACAGAACAAUUUGCGGGACAUGUGAGUACUGUUUCACAACAUCUUUUUUUGUCCGUGCGUUAACUUACGUAGUUGAAGUUGUAGAACUAGAAGUAUAACUAGAAGUUUCGUUUGUGGUCUUGCCUACUUCUUACUCCAGAGAUAGUUUAGACAACAUUUGAAUAUUUUUUUACAGGAUUGAAACAAGCACGAGGAAGAACUCCUUACAGGAACAAGUAGAGGGACAGGACAAAAUUCCGAACUCCAAUUCACUGAAGAUCCCAGCUUAAAACCAGAUUCCCUCUACCACGCGGCCCUCGCGAACGAGCGGCAGGCUGCCACACUGCAAGAAGAGGCGAACGACUUGACCACGACAUCCACCGCAGUGUCUGAAGCUGCUGACGCCAAGGAAGGCGCUGGGGAUUUGCUAGGCGCUCAAUUGUCGCGUUCCGAAGCCGCGCAAUUGACCCUACAGGCCAACAGCAAACGCGACCUCGCUGAUGCCUUGUUGGCUGAUGCUGAGAUGUGGUCAAAAAAACAGAAGAAAAUGGAACCGGCAACAGAUGCGGAUGUAGAGGUGUUGCCGAUGAAGCCGAAUAAGCGGAUUAAGACUGCUAAGGAUUUUCUGGCAGCGAGAUGA